Messenger RNA from Diversispora eburnea, 1659 nucleotides. NCBI's taxonomy places the organism in Eukaryota, Fungi, Glomeromycota, Glomeromycetes, Diversisporales, Diversisporaceae. The record is from the annotation of a GenBank genome assembly.
AUGAAUUCCGACGAUACUGUCAAUCAUGUUAACCACAUCAAUCAUACCAAAGACACCAACACUGAAUCACCAGAAAAAUUGUCUUCCAAAGAAUCCGGAAAACAAGAUGCUGAAUCUAUAUCGUCUGCUUCGAACGCCUCAUCGGCUAUCCCAUCUUUUACACUGUGGGAUUAUCUUAAAGACGAAUUAUUAGCGUCUGAUUUCGAUGCCUUACAAGAAUUAAAGCGUGAAAGAGUGACAAAUUUUUUGGGAAUUCCUUGGGCGAUUGAAAAGCUCAUGUUUUUUGGUUUUUUCAUCUGCCUGGAUUCAUUUCUAUACACUUUUACCAUUCUUCCACUACGCAUCAUUAUUGCUAUAUAUUCAUUGAUCGUUCGUUUCAUUUCAAAUUUCAGAAAAGCACCAGAAAAAAGAACAGCAUAUCUUAAUUCAUCUCAAUGGUGCGAUUUACUUAAAGGCUUGUUAAUAUUACUCGUUUACGUUUCAUUACAGAGUGUUGAUGCAUCAAAGAUGUAUCACUCAAUACGUGGACAAUCUGCAAUUAAGUUAUAUGUCAUAUUCAAUGUUCUUGAGAUUCUCGACCGGCUUUGUUGUUCGUUUAGUGGAGAUAUCCUCGACUCACUUUUUUCUAAUUCUACCUUUGGAUCAAAAAAAUCAGAUUCUAGCUCUAGAGGACAUCUAAGACCUAUAACCUUUUUUUCAAUAACUCUUCACGUUGCAAUUAAUUCUUACUCUAAUGCUUUAUUGACAUUGUUAUUGUCAAACCAGUUCAUUGAGAUUAAAAGUUCGGUUUUCAAAAGAUUUGAGAAAGAAAAUUUAUUUCAAUUAAGUUGUGCUGAUAUCGUGGAACGAUUUAACCUUGUUCUCUUUUUGACUGUGAUUGCUAUUCGUAACUUGAUAGAACUUUCUGGAUCACCGUCAUCUUCAUCUUCUAUUUUACCCACGUCAUUCAUUCCACUAUUCCCUGCAAUGACAACCUUAGAGACAUUGUUAACACCUGUAAUUAUAGUCAUGGCGUCAGAAUUGAUAGUAGAUUGGUUGAAACACGCAUUUAUAACAAAAUUUAAUCAAAUUAGAUCAAGUAUAUAUGAUCGAUAUAUUGAUAUUCUUUCUCGGGAUCUUGUAGUUGGAAAUCCUACAAGAACUCCCAAUGGAUCAAACUUCAUUUAUAGACCAAAGACUUUUGUCGAUCAAUCACCUUUGGUAUCCCGCCGAAUUGGUUUUGCGGCUUUACCACUUGCAUGCUUAACAAUGCGAGUAGUAUCACAAACGAUAACAAUGAUAUCGGAUUUAUUCCAGGAAUUGGAGGAAGACAAUGAAUCGACAAAAGUAGCUUUUGCAAAUUUUGCUACCCAAUCACGCGGUGCAUCGAUUCUUUGUUGCAUUAUAGUGUUCGUCGUACUUCUGGCUCUCAAAUUUUUGGUUGGAAUAAAUCUUCUUGUAUUUGCCCACCGAAGAUAUGAGAGCAUGGAAUUACGUGAUGCAAAAGAUCGGGCUCGAGCGCUCCAACUUCAAGAACAAGUCAAAUUGGAAAAAGAGCAGAGGCAAACUAAAAAUCAAAUGUUCAGCGAUCCCAAACAUAAUUUGCUUGAAAAACAAUCUCAGGAAAUUAAUUUGGACAACAUUGAUCGUUAUACAUUAUUUAGAAGUCGAAUUCCAUAA